AGUCGUGCUCGGCACGCGCUCGUGCUACUGCUCCCGCGUUCGUCGCCGUCGUCUUCUUCCACAUGCAGCUGGCUGCGUUGCCGCUCAUCAUUCCAGCGUAGGAUUUCACUUCUGUCGUCGUAAUGGGGAGGCCGCGUUUACGGGGGGUUUGAGCCAUUCAUUGUCUUACGUAACAGGCAGAUUUAAUUUUGAAUCAGUUUAGUUUCGAAUAAUCGCAAGCGGCAAUGGCGGGCGAAUGCCGCUAACCACGCCGCCGAGAAAACUCGAGACAUCGAACGCAAGCGAGAACGGCGGUCUGCAUGCGUACCGUCAGUGACGUGGUUCUCUGCGCUGCAGCCGAACGUGUGUGUAACCUCACAAUUGAGAAAUACUUUAAUGAACCCUCGGGAUUAACCUAGUGAUAAACACCGGGGCCGCACGCACGUUUUAGCUUCGCUGGAACCAUUUUCGCGGAGUGGAAAGGCCCACGAAUUUUUAAAUUUUCGGAAUGCAAUUUCGAAACACUUUAUUUCCCUGGUUCGUAAAUGCAACGGCAGGUCUCCAGCUGUCGCAGCGGUUGCUGGCAGAGAAAGAGGAAACCGUCGUAGCGGCAGCAGCGCGGAGCGCGAGCGUUCCCGAGACGACGAAGCUGUGCCCGCCUGGAAGGAUGCUCCUGCUUCUGGGCACCGGGUUCCUCCUGUCGGCGGCGUUCGCGCCCGCCGCUGCCAUGGCGCACAACACAUUCGUGUGCCUACCGAAGCCGGUCAAGUUCGACACGUGCACCAGCAUCCGUCUGCUGAGCCCGUGCCAGACGGACCAGGACUGCGACACGCGUGUCUGCUGCAAGGACUGGUGCGGCAACUAUUGCGCCUUCAAGCAGCGUAGCUUCGCUGUCGCGAAGCCGCCUCCCGUGGAGCCGGGGCCUGCCGCGAUCGACGAGGACGAGGCCGAAGAGACCCCGGCUCAGCAACCACCGCCGCCGCCACCGCAGCCCGCCAGGGGCAACCGAGGUCGAAAUGCCGACGAGGACGAGGAGCCACCACGCCGCAACAACAUGCGCAGGCGGUACAAGAACCGUGCGGGCCGGCGCCGCCGUCGCAUGGACGCAGCGGGCUCCGACGGCGCGAUCAUGCACGGACCGGGCAGGGACGACGAUGACCGGGAGCCUUCCGGAAACGGCUUAGGCGGCCAGCUGGAGCACGAGUACUUCGACGUCAGGAAAUAAAGUGUGCUGGCUG
This is a messenger RNA of Dermacentor silvarum, 1217 nucleotides long. RefSeq lists its product as uncharacterized. The transcript has 3 exons. The coding region runs from base 488 to 1204 and encodes 238 amino acids. Lineage: Eukaryota; Metazoa; Arthropoda; Arachnida; Ixodida; Ixodidae. The record is from RefSeq and is a predicted model, not a curated record.